AUGAGGUCAACAUGUUGUCAACGAUUCGAGUGCCAGCUCAGGGAUGACCUGCAUGGAGUGAACGGAGAGGUCGAGGCAGGAAAAGGUCAAAUCACAAGAUAUGCCAACGGGCAGCGGACACGAUUCACCUUCAAGAAACCAUUCGCUCGUACGCCGAAUGUGCAGAUCACGCCAAUCCUGAGCAACCGGUCUGGAGCUUUUCAGAGCUUUUACCUCUACCUGCUCAAUCCUACCGAGGGACCACCAGUCAAUGAAACGAGAUUUUAUCUUGGAAUCUUCAGCAGCGUUGGAAAUACCGUUCAAUUUUCGUAUUUCGCUAAUGAUGUUGAUGGGGAGGAUGAGGAUUGA
Molecule: messenger RNA, 348 nt
Organism: Penicillium subrubescens
Lineage: Eukaryota; Fungi; Ascomycota; Eurotiomycetes; Eurotiales; Aspergillaceae
Exons: 2
Coding region: 1-348 (115 amino acids)
Source: RefSeq, a predicted model, not a curated record